Molecule: messenger RNA, 530 nt
Organism: Amyelois transitella
Lineage: Eukaryota; Metazoa; Arthropoda; Insecta; Lepidoptera; Pyralidae
Product: general odorant-binding protein 72
Exons: 5
Coding region: 6-428 (140 amino acids)
Biological process (GO): sensory perception of smell; olfactory behavior
Cellular component (GO): extracellular region
Molecular function (GO): odorant binding; dibutyl phthalate binding
Source: RefSeq, a predicted model, not a curated record
UUGAAAUGGCGAAAGUGAUAUGUUUAGUCGUGUUUGGUGUUAUUAUUGGGAUUGUGGAUGGAAUGACCAGAGCGCAAUUGAAGAAUUCUGGAAAAAUGCUCAGAAAAAACUGCUUGGCGAAGGUCAAAGUCGAGGAAGAAUUAAUAGCAGACAUAGAAAAAGGGAAGUUCAUAGAGGAUAAAGAUGUCAUGUGCUACAUAGCCUGCAUCUAUCAAAUGACACAAGUUGUGAAAAAUAACAAAUUGAGUUACGAAGCGGCCAUUAAACAAGUGGACCUGAUGUACCCGGCUGAAAUCAAGGAAGCUGUCAAGAAGUCAGUCACCAACUGCAAAGACAUUCCCAAAAAAUACAAAGAUCUGUGUGAGGCGUCAUACUACACGGCCAAGUGCAUAUACGAAGAUAACCCCAAGGAUUUUAUAUUUGCGUAAAAUAAAAAGUAAGAAAAAUGAAAAUACAAUACGUAUAGAAGAAAACAUUAACAUCACAUCACCGAGAAGAAAAAAUAAACAAAAUAGAAACAAGAGCAAAAA